AUAAACCUGCGUAGGUCCGAUGGCUCGUUAGUGGCAACUACGAUACCUCCCUUUGCUGGAUCUCUUUUGGAAUACACUUCAAACUCAAAAUGGGAUCAGGCGAUUCGCCUUUGCCGUCACAUCAAGAGUGAUGUUACCUGGGCUAUGCUUGCUGGCUUGGCUACUAUUGCGCAAAACACUUACGCAGCUGAGAUUGCUUAUGGAGCUUUGGAAGAGGCAGAAAAGGUUAAAAUGCUGGCAGAAGCUAGGACACAUCCGAACAAAGAAGUUCGCGCUGCCAUGAUGUUACUACUAGCUGGAAAGGUGCCAGAGGCGGAUAAUUUGUUGGAAAAAGGAGGUAGCAUCUAUCGCGCAGUGAUGCUUAAUAUCAUCAUGAUGCGGUGGUCACGGGCCCUUGACAUUGCCGUCAAGCACAACGCAUAUUUGGAAGUAGUUAUGGGCUAUCGCCAGCGUUAUCUGGAAAAGCUGGGCAGAGAAGAAACCGAUGAAAAGUUUAUUCGUCAUAGAGGAGAGGUAGAAAUUGACUUCAACCAUAUUCGGGAGGUAAUGGCUGAGGCGGAGGCUGCGGAAGGAAUAACAAAAUAG
This is a messenger RNA of Strongylus vulgaris, 585 nucleotides long. NCBI's taxonomy places the organism in Eukaryota, Metazoa, Nematoda, Chromadorea, Rhabditida, Strongylidae. The record is from the annotation of a GenBank genome assembly.